CUGGUUUUAUUCCCUCCCAUCUCACUCCCUCCGUCUCCCCCUGACGGCCAGUACAGGGUUAAAGUUGGUUCCCUAAACUCCCACAUAAGAAUCUCCUGGCAGCUACUCGUGAAGGCUUUAAAUACUGAUUUGACAGAUCACAUUCUAACUUGCAGGCACCAAGGAAAGGUCCCCGGGCUGCCUGCACCGUCUGCGCUGCCUGCGCUGCCUCUGCCGCAUUCCGCUCGACUCCGAACGGCGGCCACCGUGCCCUGGAGCUUCCCCACCACCAUGAUCACGCAAAGAACCUUACUCUUCUCCUUCGUAUUCCUGCCCUGGGUUCUUUCCUCCUUGGAACAGCCUUUCAGCUUUGAGGAGGAUACACUAUUCCAUGAUGAUGCACGCGCAACAGAGAAGGAGGCCGCCGAUUUCCCACCUGCCGACUUGCCGGACGACCCCUUUGGAAACCCAGCUGUAGGGGAAAGCAGUGAUCUGCCCACAUGUCUGCUGUGUGUGUGCCUGACCGGCUCAGUCUACUGCGAGGAGGUGGUUCCAGAUAUGACCUCUGUUCCCGCCCUGCCCAAGGAGACCUCAUACCUGUAUGCUCGCUACAACAAGAUCAAAAAGAUCACUGCCAAGGACUUUGCGGACAUUUUAACUUUGAAAAGAAUCGACCUGACGGGAAACGUCAUAACGGAGAUCGAGGAUGGAGCCUUCAGCAAACUCAACCAACUUGAGGAACUCACACUCGCCGAGAACAGGCUGGUCAAACUUCCCAUGCUGCCACAGAAACUGAGCUCCUUCAAUGCGAAUUACAACCGGCUUAGAACAAAGGGUGUGAAGGCCAAUAUAUUCAAGAAACUCAACAAGCUGGAAUACCUCUAUUUGGCUAACAAUGAGCUGGAGGCCGUCCCACAACUCCCAGAGAGCUUACGCAUUGUGCAUCUACAGAACAACAACAUCACGACCAUCAGCGAUGAAACGUUCUGCAAGGGCAACACAACCCAUUACAUCCGGGAAAAAAUGAAUGAAAUCAGACUUGAUGGCAAUCCAGUUGGCUUAGCCCAAUACCCAAACAGCUUCAUUUGCCUGAAGUCGCUGCCCCUUGGACGAUACUACUGAAACACCUCUGUACAUAGCUUAAUGAAGUGAAUUUGGAGAAACCCAGUUUAGCAAAGUCCAGUGAAGUCAAGUAUGUCUUCCAAACUAACUGCAUAACUACAAACAGAUACGUGCAAUUUACCCAGUAGCUUUUUAGGGUUUUUUUUCUGAAAGCUAGCCUUUAAUUUAUGCAGUGUCACUAUUCUGUUCUACAUUUGGCAUCAAAACAUUGUGCAAGUCAUGUAAUUAUCAACUUGUUGAAUUUUGCUAUUGUUGUUCAGACUUCCUUGACUUACAAAACAGACUAGAAAAAAUGCUUUUCUGAAUAACAGACCAGGACCCACCUUCUAUUGUAAAUACACCCAUCCUUUGUUGAUUACUGUUCCUGUCCUCUCAUACCAAGAGGUAAAAGCUUUUUGCUUUUCCUGGGGUUUCUGUGAAUGACCUUAAUUUCAACUUUUAUUAAUUCAAAGAGCAAAAUGUACUUACUAGGUAUGUGUAAGACACUUAUACUGUAAUGUGAGUUACUCAAAGAGAUUUAUCGAGAAGCUAUCACAAGUGUUUUUCCCCCACUUGAUUAUUUCUCUGAACUUGCAAGUAAUAAAUUUAGAAAUGACUACCUAUGUGAACAAGUAGGCGGUACGGUAUAACGUUUGUGACAUAGCUAAUUUUGUUUAAUUAUUUUAAUAAAAUGAACUUUUUUACAUUAACAAA
Molecule: messenger RNA, 1794 nt
Organism: Paramormyrops kingsleyae
Lineage: Eukaryota; Metazoa; Chordata; Actinopteri; Osteoglossiformes; Mormyridae
Gene: ogna
Product: osteoglycin, paralog a
Biological process (GO): bone development; articular cartilage development
Cellular component (GO): extracellular matrix
Molecular function (GO): protein binding
Source: RefSeq, a predicted model, not a curated record